CGAUGAGAAAAGAAACUCGUCUGUGAUUGGUGGAGAUCAGACCCAGCCUUGUUUGUGAUUGGCUGCAGUGGAAAGAGUUCAUGUUUCUUAAGACACGGCCUCUCUUUUGGUCAAAGCUAGAACAUGGAGACAGGUGGGAAAGUGAUCAAGUGCAAGGCUGCAGUGGCCUGGGAAGCUGGAAAGCCUUUAUCAGUGGAGGAGGUGGAGGUGGCACCACCCAAAGCCCAUGAAGUGAGAGUGAAGAUCCAUGCGACGGGCGUGUGUCACACUGACGCCUACACUCUGAGUGGCAGCGACCCCGAGGGCCUGUUUCCCGUCAUCCUGGGCCACGAGGGCGCGGGAACCGUGGAGAGCGUCGGAGAGGGAGUGACCAAGUUCAAACCAGGGGACACGGUGAUUCCCGUGUACAUCCCACAGUGUGGAGAAUGCAAGUUCUGCAAAAACCCUAAGACCAACCUGUGCCAGAAAAUCAGGGUGACCCAGGGUCAGGGUCAGAUGCCCGAUAAGACGACCAGGUUCACCUGUAAAGGUAAACCCAUCUUCCACUUCAUGGGCACCAGCACGUUCAGCGAGUACACGGUGGUGGCCGAUAUCUCGCUGGCCAAAGUGGAUGAACACGCACCGCUGGAUAAAGUGUGCCUGCUCGGCUGCGGGAUCUCGACAGGAUAUGGAGCUGCGCUGAACACGGCCAAGGUGGAGCCCGGAUCUGUGUGCGCAGUAUUCGGUUUAGGAGCCGUCGGGCUCGCCGCUGCCAUGGGCUGUAAAGCCGCCGGAGCCUCCAGGAUCAUUGGCGUGGACAUCAACCCGGAGAAAUUCGAAACGUCCAAGAAAUUCGGCGUCACAGAGUUUGUGAACCCGAAGGACCACAGCAAACCGAUUCAGGAGGUGCUGAUGGAGAUGACGGACGGAGGAGUGGACUACAGCUUCGAGUGCAUCGGCAACGUCGCCACUAUGCGUGCCGCUCUGGAGGCGUGUCAUAAGGGCUGGGGGACGAGCGUGAUCAUCGGCGUGGCUGCAGCGGGUCAGGAGAUCUCCACCCGUCCGUUCCAGCUCAUCGUAGGACGCACGUGGAAGGGCACCGCGUUCGGAGGUUGGAAGAGUGUUGACAGCGUCCCUAAACUGGUAGAAGACUACAUGAACAAGAAGCUGAUGGUGGACGAGUUUGUGACUCACACGUUGCCUUUCGAUCAGAUUAACGAAGCCUUCGACCUCAUGCAUGCCGGAAAGAGCAUCCGAGCCGUCCUGACCUUCUGAAGACCAGCUCGAGUUCCUCCGUCAAACUUCGAUCAUUAUUCAUUAAUUCAUGUUUGGCACUAAUUUCUGAGCACUUAAAGUUCUAGUCCUGAUACAGAGUUUGUGAUCGUUACACAUUAAAAUGGACUCAAAAAGAUCAAUAAAUGGAUCAUAAAAUGGUGUAAACUAAA
Messenger RNA from Pangasianodon hypophthalmus (striped catfish), 1424 nucleotides. It is a transcript of the gene adh5, whose product is annotated as alcohol dehydrogenase 5. Gene Ontology annotation, molecular function: S-(hydroxymethyl)glutathione dehydrogenase [NAD(P)+] activity; zinc ion binding. Bases 124 to 1254 code for a protein of 376 amino acids. NCBI's taxonomy places the organism in Eukaryota, Metazoa, Chordata, Actinopteri, Siluriformes, Pangasiidae. The transcript has 9 exons. The record is from RefSeq and is a predicted model, not a curated record. Gene Ontology annotation, biological process: formaldehyde catabolic process. Gene Ontology annotation, cellular component: cytosol.